AUGGGGGGUUCUCAAAGCCGUGAAGAUCUAGAGCUCUCAGACUCGGACACAGAGUCCCAACAAAAAGAAGAAACAGAAGAAGAAGAAAGCUACCAAGAUGUCAGCAAUGAAACCCCAGAAAAAUCAUCCUCGAGCGGAAGAAACAGACCCAAAACCCCAUCUUCUCUUGAUGAAGUCGAAUCUAAGCUUAAAGCCUUAAAACUCAAAUACCCAUCAACGACAACCCAAACCCAACAAAGCCCUAACCCUAAUUUUAAAAAUGGUGUCAAACUUUACCUUCAUAUCGGCGGUAACACCCCAAAGGCCAAGUGGGUUACUUCAGAGAAGUUGACUUCUUAUUCUUUCAUCAAGACCUCAAAAAUUAAUGGUCAAGAUGAAGAAGAUGAUUCAGAGUCAGAAUCUGAAGGAGUUUCUUGGUGGGUUUUGAAGGUUAGUACCAAAAUUAAAGCGAAAGUCGCUGUUGAGAUGCAAUUAAAAACAUUUAAGGAACAGCGCCGUGUUGAUUUUGUUGCUGAAGGUGUUUGGGCUAUGAAGUUUUUUAGUGAUGAGGAUUAUAAGGUUUUCAAUAGUAAGUAUCAGGAUUGUUUGUUUGAGAAUACUUUUGGGUAUGAGUCGAAUGAAGCAAACAAGGCUAAGGUUUAUGGGAAGGAUUUUGUUGGGUGGGCGAACCCGGAAAAGGCUGAUGAUUCUAUGUGGGAGGAUGCAGAGGAUGAUUUCUUGAAAAGCCCUGGAUCUGCGACUCCUGCAAAGGGAAAUCAAGAUUUGAAAGAGGAAUUUGAGGAGGCGGCCAAUGGAGGGAUACAGAGCUUGGCUUUGGGUGCGUUGGAUAAUAGUUUCUUGGUUGGUGAUUCAGGGAUUCAGGUUGUUAAAAAUUUUAGCCAUGGAAUUCAUGGGAAAGGUGCUUAUGUCAAUUUUGGAACUAGGGAUCAUAGGAGUGCUUCGAAUUUGGUGCAUUCGACCCCUAAAAAGGCACUUCUUAUGCGGGCUGAGACUAAUAUGUUGCUUAUGAGCCCGAUGAAUGAAGGGAAAUUGCAUUCUACUGGUUUGCAUCAGCUUGAUAUUGAGACUGGGAAGAUUAUUACUGAGUGGAAGUUUGAAAAGGAUGGAACUGAGAUCACCAUGAGGGAUAUUGCAAAUGAUAGCAAGGGAGCACAAUUGGAUCCAUCAGGAUCGACAUUUUUAGGGUUGGAUGACAAUAGGCUUUGCAGGUGGGAUAUGCGUGACCGGCAUGGGAUUGUUCAAGAUCUUGCUGCAGCUAAUACUCCUGUUCUGAAUUGGAAUCAAGGACAUCAGUUUUCAAGAGGCACUAACUUUCAGUGCUUUGCAAGCACUGGUGAUGGAUCAAUUGUUGUUGGGUCUCUUGAUGGGAAGAUUCGAUUGUAUUCAAUCAAUUCUAUGAGGCAGGCAAAAACAGCUUUUCCUGGCCUGGGCUCACCUAUUACUCAUGUUGAUGUUACCUUUGAUGGGAAGUGGAUAUUGGGCACCAGCGAUACUUAUUUGAUCCUUAUCUGCACUCUUUUCACAGACAAGGAUGGUAGGACGAAGACUGGUUUUAAUGGUCGUAUGGGUAAUAGAAUUGCAGCUCCAAGAUUGCUGAAGCUGAAUCCUUUGGAUUCACAUCUAGCUGGUGUUAAUAAUAAGUUCCAAAAGGCUCAGUUCUCUUGGGUCACAGAGAAUGGGAAGCAGGAGCGCCAUUUGGUUGCAACAGUUGGCAAGUUUAGUGUGAUUUGGAACUUCCAGCAGGUAAAGAAUGGCUCCCAUGAGUGCUAUCGUAAUCAAGAGGGCUUGAAGAGCUGCUACUGCUAUAAGAUAGUCCUUAAGGAUGACUCCAUUGUUGACAGCCGUUUCAUGCAUGACAAGUUUGCGGUCAGCGAUUCCCCUGAGGCUCCGUUGGUGAUUGCAACCCCCAUGAAAGUCAGCUCCUUCAGCAUAUCCAGCAGGCGCUGA
Dovyalis caffra is the source of this 1947-nucleotide messenger RNA. The record is from the annotation of a GenBank genome assembly. NCBI's taxonomy places the organism in Eukaryota, Viridiplantae, Streptophyta, Magnoliopsida, Malpighiales, Salicaceae.